UUGCACAACGUGUUUUCCCACCCGCAGUUUGCUAUUUCCGAUUUUCCAACAUAAACCGGAACGCAUCAUUCAGUUCCUCAACAUGUCGGCGAGACGCUGGUAGUCCGUUGUUCUACCAAUCAGCAAGCUAGCGCGCUAACAACUAAAAAAAAAACUCCGGCGUUUCCCUACCAAGGGCUCACUAGAAGUUUGACUAAAACCAAGGAUUCGACGUUAGUGUUGUCGUUUUGGUCGGAAACAUGAGUUACACGACGAAGGUAGUCCAGGUGACUAAUGUGUCGCCGAGUACAACAUCUGAGCAGAUGAGAGCACUUUUUGGUUUCCUGGGAACCAUUGAAGAACUCAAGUUAUUCCCACCAGAUGACUCUCCCAUGUCCGUGACGUCACGGGUGUGUUUUGUGAAGUUCCAGGAGCCAGAAUCUGUUGGCGUGUCCCAACAUCUGACAAACACUCUUUUUGUGGACCGAGCACUGAUCGUGGUCCCGUUUGCUGACGGCGUCAUCCCAGAUGAGGCCAAAGCUUUGUCGCCGCUGCUAGUGCCGACAAACAGCGUUGCGGGGCUCCUACCCGGAGGAGGACUUCUACCCACGCCCAACCCCCUUCCCAACCCAGCUAUGGGAGGAAACCCGUUUGCUGGUUUGAACAUGGAUGCGAUGGCAGCGUUUGGAUUCCCUGGACCCAACAUGAAUCCUCAGGCUGCUGAUCAACUGCUGAAGCUCAUGACGGAUCCUCAACUCAACCCUCUGGCAGCAGGCCUGAACCUCAGCGCCGGUCUCAAAGCCGACGCUGCCAACAAGGAAAUGGAGGAAGCCAUGAAGAGAGUCAGAGAGGCGCAGUCGCUCAUAUCUGCCGCUAUAGAACCAGGAAGUGAGAGCAGGAAGAAGCGCUCUCGCUCUAGGUCAAGGAGGAGGAGGUCCAGAUCCAGGUCCAGGCGCAGGCGAAGCGGCAGCAGGUCGAGACGACGCUCCAUUUCCAGAAACAGGAGGCGCUCCAAAAGCCCACGCAGGAGGCGGAGCCGCUCCCGAGACCGAAGCAGGCGCUCCAGAAGCAGAUCCAGAGAUCGUAAGAAGGAGGACGUUGGAAGGAGGAGGUCCAAAACUCCGCCUAAGAGUUACAGCACCACUCGCAGGUCUCGCAGUGUGAGCCGGAGACGCAGGAGAAGUCGCAGCGGAAGCCGAUCUCCUAAGAAGUCUCCCAAGAGGAGGAGCUCCAGGUCGCCAUCGCCUCGCAGGCACAAGAAGGACAAGAAGAGAGACCGGGAGAGGGAACGACGCAGCGAAAAAGAACGAGGACGAGAAGAACGAGAACGUUCUACCAGCAAGAAGAAGAGAAGCAGAGACAAAGAGCGAGAGAGGAAGUCAGACGUGGGAGACAAAGGAGACAUAAAGAUUACCAGGGAUUACGAUGAAGAAGAGCAAGGCUACGACAGUGAGAAGGAGCGCCAAGAAAGGAAGGAUUCCGACUACUCCGCAUUGUCGCCUAAUUUUGCAGACGACAACGGUGACUCGCAGCAGGCCAACGGCGACGACGAAGACACUCAUGAGGACGACAUGGACGUGAGCGACUGAGCAACUUGUCCUCCCUGAUCAUCGCCAGGCUCUUUCCAUCCAAACAAAAUGAACGUUUAAUCAAAAAUGUGAAUUCAUGUGAUUUAAAGUUUCGUCUGGUACUCUCUCCUGUGGUGAAUUGCUACUUUACACACUUCACAUUAAGGCCACACUCCCCUCCCAUCAUGGAUACGUUGUCCCUCUUAUACCCAAGUGUGAAACUGGAGCUUACGUUUGUCGCUUUAUUCAGUCACCUCACCUUGUUUCCUUUUCGUAGGGUUUUGUAAUUGUUGCUUUUUGGAACAGUUGUCAUUUAGCUCCUUAUUAGGAAAACUUUGUUUUAUUAGGUAUUGUUUUUAUAUAUAUAUAAUAAAACCAAUUUGGUGAA
Messenger RNA from Nerophis lumbriciformis (worm pipefish), 1935 nucleotides. RefSeq lists its product as uncharacterized. Gene Ontology annotation, molecular function: RNA binding. Lineage: Eukaryota; Metazoa; Chordata; Actinopteri; Syngnathiformes; Syngnathidae. Gene Ontology annotation, cellular component: nucleoplasm. The record is from RefSeq and is a predicted model, not a curated record.